Zymoseptoria tritici IPO323 is the source of this 1737-nucleotide messenger RNA. RefSeq lists its product as uncharacterized. The transcript is spliced from 5 exons. The coding region runs from base 1 to 1737 and encodes 578 amino acids. The record is from RefSeq and is a predicted model, not a curated record. NCBI's taxonomy places the organism in Eukaryota, Fungi, Ascomycota, Dothideomycetes, Mycosphaerellales, Mycosphaerellaceae.
AUGAACUCAGCAACCUCCACUUUGGAAGUCCGUCUCAUGCGCGUUUUUGACCGUGUGGUCGACCGACCGAAACCAUCGCUACCAUGGCCAGACCCAGAAGCCUCCAUCGGAAUAUUCUACAGGACACUCGGACGCCAUCAUUGCUGGGAGAUGCGAGGUCACGCUCGAGAGGCCUACCUACGUCUUGCUGGCGGCAUCAAAACUCACCUGGAGCGGCAUGGCGACAUCGUCUCGGCGACGGUCAUCUGGGCGGCCUACAUGGUCGGGAAGACAAAGCAGUGUGCUAGCCCAACCGUAUUCUUCUGCAGCAAAGAUUCACGGGCACGGAAAGCCGUGAGGAACGAAAUCGACGGCAGCGGCCUUCUCGCUUCCUAUUCUGGAUUUCGCACGGGAGACUGUACGAGACCGCCACAUCUGGACCAAAUGAGACAACUUGCAAUGGGAGACUCCGAUGUCGCAGGCGAACACUCGGCAGACAGCGACACGACUUGUUACAACCCGAUGGGCCGGCGCAUACAUGUCAAGUCGACUGAUGGAUGGGCUGCUCCCGCCACCGUCGGAGCCAUUGUGAAGUCCGAUGAAUUGCUUUACUUCACCACUGCAGCUCACGCCUUUGACGAGUUUGAAGACGAUUUAUUCGAAUGUGAAAGCCCGACAGAUUCCGCGUUUGAAUGGGACAUCGACGACGAUCAAGACGAAUCUUUGGUACCUGAUCAACAGGAUUUGAGGUUGUGCCACGGCAACCCGGCGGCAAAUUCCUGCUAUCAUGACAUCUUGCCGAGAGGUGUAGCUUCGGAAGGGCCUCUCGAGGGAGAAGUCAUUGCGUACACAGGUUCGAAAGGCGCAACUCAAGACUGUGGCUCAAUGGUCAUCGGUGCCUCAAGUGGCAACCUCGAAGGCCACAUCAUAGCUGGAGACCCCGACAACGGAUCGGCACUCAUUGUUCCCGCGUACCAAAUGCUCAAGGAUGUUCAGCUCGGAUUCGACAGCAGCAUUCGCCUUUUGACAGUAGAACACUGCUCCGAGCUAGAGCAAAACGUUCCUCACCACACCAGCAGCGCCCAAGGUCCUGCCGACGGUGCGACUGCUGACGACGUCGCUGUUGGAGAAUCAGGUACACGUCAAACUUCCGAUGACUGGGCCGCGGACGUCACCAAACGAUUCCGCCGCAUGCUUUCGGAGAAACGCAUGGCAAACCUCAAGAUUUGGCAUAUCACGAAAAGCCAAAGCGUUGAGUAUCGACCUCUCAGCCAAUACGACAUGUCCUCAGGUCGACCAGGACGCAGCUCCGCCGGCUUCUCACACAGUCCUGCUUCGGGGCUUAGCCCAGUGCCUAAUCGCUCGCCCUUUGGACAACAAUUCAGUCCCGAAACCAUGCGACCUGCAGAUAUUCAAUCAGCACUCUCACGCUAUGACAGGGAAGCGCCCAUGGCUAAAAUCGACCUAUAUCGAACAAAGUCAAAUCCGUACGCAUUUUCACGUCCGCCUUCUCCAGUUCUUGGGGGUGGCCGUGAUCGUUCUCGCUCCCGCGGACGAUCUGAUCCCAGCUUUGAUGAGAACGAUGUCAGCCUGAUCGAGCAAUUGUACCAGAUGGAGAGAAACAUGGUGCAUGCUCCUCCUAUGAAGCCCCAGGAGCCAUCCCCUGGUGGACGUAUCAGGCAUCUCUUCAACCACUGCGACCACUCUUCCGCACACUCUCCACCUUACAAAUAUCCCGCGCGAAUCUCUGAGCCCUAG